UCUGGCAAUGCAACGAUGCCCCCUAGAGCAAGAGUAGAGUGGGGUUAGUAGAGGCAUUUCACAGAUUUGUUAUCCACAGAUAUCGUAUCUGUAUUACUGGAUGGCAUUUGUAUUGUUAUUUUUUGGGAUUUGAAUUAGCAGGACAUGGUUAUUACGUACUUAAUCUCCUCUUUGAAUUAAACACAAACUUUGUCGAUUGAUGAUAUGUAGUUUCACAGAUUUGUUAUCCGCUCAUAUGGUACUACCUGUUAUUUAGUUUGCCUUGUUGUUUUCUCGUAUUUGAGACAGUGGAGCAUGGUUUGCUAAUAUCUCUACUGCCCGUCCUUGACGAAGCUACUUAAUUUGCUCAACAAAUGAGAUUCAGACACGAACCAGGACUAAAGGGGUUGCGCCAUGAGCCAGGCCCUUUAGUCCCGGCUGGUGGCUGGAACCGGGACUGGUGCCUGCCGAGGCCCGACCGGCCUCCUGGCCGCUCGAACCGGGACUGAUGCACGCAUUAGUCCCGGUUCAUAAGUCGACAGGGACUGUUGCUCUGAUCUGCGACAAGCGACUCCAUGGGUGAUUUGGUUUGUGAUUCUGAAAUAGUGCUGAUGGAGGGUCACGGUAUCUCUUCUGUCUGCAAGGAUGACAUGGUUCUGCUAGAGGAGGCGACACUUCCUCUAGCUGGGCAGACUCUAGGUUCUUGUGCGGAACUCCGUAAUAACCAGGAGGGAGGUCAUAAACAAGCAAGGGAUGCUGGUUCUUUGGACACUGAAGUGAAUAUCGCAGGUUCUUCCAGCUCAGGAAUAAAGAGAGGCAAAGGAGGUGAUGGGAACUCCCGUGCAAUCUCCAAUUACAGUGAACCAAAGGCCUCUUCUACUUAUGAGCUCUCGCCAUCCUUUCCGUCGACGUCAAGGCUUCUCGUCUCUGCUAUGAAAGGAGGCCGUGAGAGAAGCGGCAAAGAAGCAUCGCCAACCGAAAACCGCCGCGUGAACUGGGCCCCAGAUGUGUACGACCCCCCGGUAACCUCGGUCGACCACACGCUCAAGAGCAACCAACAGCGCUCCAGGUCCAGGAAGAAGGACAAGAGUAAGCAGAAACAAAAGCCGAAGAAGAGGAAGUCGCGCGGCAACGGCAAGAAGAGCACCCUCCACGACGCCGCCCACAACCCGCCUGCUCUCGACGUGCCCGGGCCGUCUUCGCCUGACGAACUAGGCUUAGGGGAAGUGGAGGAGGCCGAGGUGCUGGACUACAGCGCCUUCAACAGUCAGGAGCCGAAAUGCGGAAGCAGCUUCCCACACGAGAUCGCCACGGCACGGACGUGUUUCCCCGCCGCCGAGGCAUCAUGAGGACCGACGGUGGCUCGGGACCCCGGACCCUAGAGGAGGUGUAGAUAGAUACGGUUGGUGUACAUAAAUAAGAGAAAUCCAGGCUGUGUGAGUGAGAUGAGACGAGAUGCCCUUUCUAUACAAGCUUUUUUUUGGCUGGCAUCCUUUAUUAGUAGCAAGCAGUGUAGUGUGCUACACGUUUGUAGCCACGCACGGACUGAUGAGAUUUGAGAAUAAUUGAAUCCUCUUUUUGAGA
Molecule: messenger RNA, 1563 nt
Organism: Hordeum vulgare subsp. vulgare (domesticated barley)
Lineage: Eukaryota; Viridiplantae; Streptophyta; Magnoliopsida; Poales; Poaceae
Exons: 4
Coding region: 555-1328 (257 amino acids)
Source: RefSeq, a predicted model, not a curated record